UUCUUUCCUUCAUCUCCAAUAGCAACUGAGUUAGUUCUAUUUAUUCUCCAUCAGAGUUUUUUCUCCAAGGCCCUGCAAUCUUUUGUUCAUAUAUACAUUGCUACAUAAACCAUGCAGGCCAGGGAGAUCACAGGACUCAAUUAUUUACUCCCUUCAGACCCUUGUCCUUACCCUGGUCACUACAGCAUGGUUCAGAACACCAUCCCCACAUUUCAACUCCACAAACUCUCAAACCAAUUCUAUGGUUUGCAGAAUCCUCCUAAAGUGCUUGCAGACUUCAGCCCCCCUCAGUCCUCAUGCAUCAGCAGCAACUCAACCUCUGAUGAAGCAGAUGAGCAGCAGCAAAGCCUCAUCAAUGAGAGGAAGCACAGGAGGAUGAUAUCGAACCGCGAGUCGGCGCGCCGGUCACGCAUGAGGAAGCAGAAACACCUUGAUGAACUGUGGUCACAGGUGGUUUGGCUCAGGAAUGAAAACCACCAGCUAAUGGACAAGCUGAACCAUGUGUCUGCGUCACAAGAUAAAGUUGUUCAAGAGAAUGUUCAGCUGAGAGAAGAAGCCUCAGAACUUCGCCAAAUGAUAUGUGACAUGCAGCUACACAGUCCAUACCACCCUCCUCCCUUGAGUCCCAUUGAUGAUGAUGUUUCUCCCUAUGUCAAAUCUGAUUCCUCAAUCACAGACUCUUUGGACCUGCUUGGUUGAAUUUGAAAACAAGGCCAAAGUUUUUAUUAUAUCUCUUCAAUUUUUCCUCUUUUUAAGUCCUUCUCUGUGUGUGUGAAUUGUUGUGAAGUACAAAAUAGUAGUAGUCUUUGCCACCCUUUUGAGAUGUAUGAGGUGAAACCUUAACAUAAACGGCAAUGACAUGUUUUUGAGUUUCUAAUUUUAGUGUCUGCUCAUCAAUUUUGUCACUGUCUUCUAAGUUCUAAUGAUAUGUUCCAAGCAAUAAGCAUUAUUUAAA
This is a messenger RNA of Glycine soja, 955 nucleotides long. RefSeq names its product basic leucine zipper 43-like. Lineage: Eukaryota; Viridiplantae; Streptophyta; Magnoliopsida; Fabales; Fabaceae. The record is from RefSeq and is a predicted model, not a curated record. Bases 112 to 699 code for a protein of 195 amino acids. Gene Ontology annotation, biological process: regulation of DNA-templated transcription. Gene Ontology annotation, molecular function: DNA-binding transcription factor activity. The transcript has a single exon.